AUGAAUUAGACAUAAAAUAAAUCUUCUCUUCUCUUAAAUAGUACAAUUAGAAAAGAAUCAUUCUAACUAAAAUAACAAUCAAAUUUAUUAAAGUAAUCUAAAUUAUUAAAUUAAGAAUAUUUUAUGAAUGUAUAUGGAGGAUUAGUAAAAGACGUACGAUCUGUUUAACAACUAAAAAAUAUUCGUUAAAGAAAUAAAUAAUUUAAUAAUAUUUCUUAUACUUAUGGAUGUCCAUGUUUUCAUUUAGCAGGCCCUUAAUAAAAAAGAUAAAGAAUAUUAAAAGAUGAUUCUUGGUAUACUGGGGAUUCUUCUAAAAUUCCUAUAGAAAGACCUAUGAUAAUUAGCUUUUUAUAGGCAAUUCCUUCUAGUUUUUAUGGAGAUUUGAUGCUUUCUGAAGAGAUGUUGAGUGGAUAAUGGAGUUCUAUAAAAAGAACUAAAAAGAACGAAAUAGACUUAAAAAUGAAAAGGAGUAAAUUUUAUUAAAUCUUAAAUGAUCCAUAUUUCGAAGAUUAAUCUAUAAAAAUUACUUUGGAAGGAAAAAGAAAAAAAGAAUAGCCAAUAUAAGUUUCUAUAUCAAGUUUUUAUAAUAUUCAUUCUGGUACCAUUAUGUAGGAUUCUGUAGGUAAUUAUAGUCGAAUUUUUGGAAAUUAAUGUGAAGGAAAAAUCGAUAAGAAAUAAAUGUCCUAAUUUGUUGUAUAAUUGGUAGAGAAAGAGUCAGAGUUUAAUGUAUAAGAUGUUGUUUCUUAUAAUUAUAAUUAAUAGGUGAAUAAUAAAGGAAAAGAGUUUAUUAAAAAUAGUAAAUGUAAAUAUAAUAUUGUACUUGUGUAAAAAUAAAGACCUAGUUAAAUUAGUAAAGAAGCUAUAGAGGUUUUGGAAGAAUUAGGAGUUAAAAAUUAGGAAGUUCUUAAAAAAAUGUUUCUUUAAUAUGAUGAUGUAUAUGCGGAAAGUUUGACGUCAUUAGCUAUUAUUAUUAGAGAUUUGGCUUUAUUGGAUUUUAUUUAUUAAUAAACAGCUAACAAGUUUUAAAAUGAUAUUGAAUUUAGAAAAUUUAUUUCUGUAGAAACUUUUAGAGGAUAUUAAUAAAUAGCUCAUUUGUUUUAGAAAGAAAGAAAAUUCUUUAUUUGUUUUGUAAAUAAAAUAAAUAAGUAUUUUAAUAGAAUGAAUUUUGUUUCGUUAUGUGCAUAACCCAGUGAAGAUUAUAGUAAUAAUAUUAAAAACUCAUAAAUAUUAACGAGAUCAUUUGAUCAAAAAAAAACUUCAUUUGAUAAUUUUAUUGGAAAAUGUAUAAAUAAUAUAUAUAUAUAUUAAUAUAUAUAUAUUUAAUAAUAUAUAUAUAUAUAUAUAUAUAUAUAUAUAAAUAUAUAUUUUAUAUAUAUAUAUAUUUAAUUUUCUUUAUAAUUUUUAAAUGUUUUAAAAAAUGAACCCGAUGGAUUAAAUACUGUUAUUCAAAAUUAAAUUAAAUAAUAUCAUUUGAACAAUUAUGCAAAAUAAUUUAAAUAUUUUGAUAAAUUUGAAAUCCCAGCAGAAUUCGAAAAUAAUUAAUUCUAAUGUAUAGUAUUUGGAAAUAGUGAUAUUUCUAAAGGAAGAAAAAGCAAAAAAUUAAAUCGUAAUGAUAUUAGAUAUUUUAAUUUAAUACAUAAUGCAAUACUUAAUUAAAAAAAUUUAAAUAUGUUUAUAGAAAGAUAUAAAUAAUGCAAAUUUAUGUUUUUGUAAAAAGAUAUUUCCGGAAAUACACCUGGACUAUUACUUUUUAAGAAAGGAAAUACUUAAUAAAUACUUAAUUUUAUGAAAAACUGUAAUAAAAACAUAAUCAAGAGCUUCCAAAAUGAUACAAACUAAAAUAUUCUUCAUUUUUUAUUUCAAAAUAAAAUUGCUGACAUUGACUAAAUUUUAGAAAAACUUCCAAAACAGACAAUAAAUGAAUUAAAAAAUUAAGAAAGCAAACAAGGAAUUUUCCCUUUAUAAUAUUAUCUGAAAUUAAAAUAGGCAAUCAAAUUUUAGUAUUUGACUCUUAUUGUACCUGAGUUUCCUUUAUAAAAUACCGAAGAAUUUAUAAAAAGGAGUUUUUUUUUGUCUCUUUUUAAUUUGAGUUUGAAAAAUAAAUAGGUCUUAUUAUUUUUAAUUGAUAGAGUUAAUCAAAUGAAUUGCUUAUAUAAGUAUUCAUAUGUAUAUGCAAAACUUAUAGAAUAUAAACUUUCUAGUUUAUACAAUAGUAUGAUGAUUUAAUUGAUAGAAGAUGAAAAUUGCUUAUGUAAUAUCUUAAGUUAAUUAGAUUUCAAAAUCUCACAUAGAUUUAUGAAUUAUUUUAGCAGUAUUGAUUAUGAAAUAGGAGGUUCAGAUAAUAAUUAAGAUAAAAUUAGGGAGAUUUUAAAUUUAUAAAAAUGUAAUUAAAAAGUUCUCUUAGUGUAUAUUUUAUAUAAUAAUGCUUUAAAUAAUUUCUUGUAUUUUUUAUAAUUUUUAUGCUAUUAAGAAUUUUAAGAUUAAUAGUAACAAGAAUAUUUAGAUAAAAAGAUAAUAAAUAUUGCUAAUUUAAAGAAUUUUAUUUAGAAAAGUUAGAAAUUAGAUGAAAUAUUAAAAAUUAUAAAAAAAGAUGUGAAUAGGUUAAAGAUUACAUAUUCUAAAUAAAUGAUUUAGGCCCUUUUUGAUUUAGAAAUUUUUAGUUUUUAAGAAGUUUUGACUUUAUAUAAUUUAUAAGGAAAAAAGAAUAAUAAAAAUCCAAUUUUUUUCCCUUUUUAAAAUAUGGAACCUGAUUAAAUUAAUUAAUAAAAAAUAACUUUUUUCCCUUUGAAAUUAUUCACAUAGAAAUAUAAAUGGGCAAAGUUUUAUUUGGAAAAAAUUAAUAGUUUGAGCUUACAAGAAGACCAGGAAGCAUAAUUAUUUUUGAAAAAUAAUUUUGAUUUAUAUUUUGGAAAUAAUUGGCCGGAUUUGUGGAGGAUUCUUUGUAAAAUUAAGGUUUAGAAAAAAAUAAGACAUGGAUUUUACCUUUUUAAAUAUUUAGAUUAGUUAAAAAUGGAAGCUGUGAAGAAAUAAUUUCCUAAUAAAAAAGGUCAAAAAAUUACUGUCGAAUAGAUUUGUUAGGCAGUUUAAGAAUAUUAAUAUGGCUAAUAUAGAGAAUUAAUAUAAAACUGGAUAAAUUUUAGUAUAGAAAUGCCUGAAUUAGUAUCUUCUAGUUUAUAUUUAAACAUUUUUACAGGAGAAUGUUUCAAUUUAUAAGAAAUCGAAUGGGGAAAGAAGAUAAUUUAACUUUGUUAGAAAUAAGAAUUGUUUAAAAUAAACUUUUUAUGUCAAUAAAAAUUAAAAGAAAAAAAUUAUUAAGAUUUAAUUAUUUCUGCUUGGAAAAAUUAAGGUAAAAUGAACGAAAGAUGGGUCGAUGACUAAAAUAUUUCCAUAUAGAAAUGUUUAGACUAGGAAUAAUUUUAAGAUGCUAUAUAAAAAAUAUACUUUUUAGAAAAACAAGAAUAGAUUUAAAUUGCAAAUAAUAUUUUUGAAAGAUUUGUAAGAAUAUUAAUUGGUUUAUAAAGUUAAUAAUAGAAUAUAAUUUAAAGAAAAAAUGGAAAUGUUUUAAAUGAUAAAACUUACGAAGAUUUAAAAAGUGAAAAGGAAAUAAAAAAAAGGAAAGAAUAUGAAUAAAAAAUGGAAAGUCUUUUACUUUUAAAUAAGAAGAAAUAAAAUAUAUAUUAAUAUAAAAAAUAUAAAUAAUAAUAAGUAUUAUUUAUGAAAUAGAAAAUAACUACAAAUAUAUUUUUAAUUGAAUAAUUUGUUGAUAAUCUGUUUGAUUUACUUAAGGAGAAUGUUUAAGAAAAAAACCUUAAAUUGAUUUUAUGCUUUAAAGUAGAAAAAGUAAUAAAUUUUCUUAUAGAAAAUGAGUUUUGA
Molecule: messenger RNA, 3873 nt
Organism: Ichthyophthirius multifiliis
Lineage: Eukaryota; Ciliophora; Oligohymenophorea; Hymenostomatida
Exons: 7
Source: RefSeq, a predicted model, not a curated record